GGCGGCCCCGGCUGCAGCCCCGGCCCCCCCGCCCGGCCCACGCCCAGAGGCCGCCCCGGAGGCCGCCGCCUGCCGCCAGAUCUGAACAGAAUUAAGAAGAAAGAGCUUCCACAAUCACAGCAGAUGAAGAUCCACUGGUAAAUCGAUUAGGAUUUUUGGCCUGCCCUCCAAAGUAAAGGAGCGGAAAGAAUGUCGGAGCGGGCCGCGGAUGACGUCAGGGGGGAGCCGCGCCGAGCGGCGGCGGCAGCGGGCGGAGCAGCGGCGGCGGCCGCCCGGCAGCAGCAGCAGCAGCAGCAGCAGCCGCCGCCGCCGCCGCCGCCGCCUUCGCAGCCCCAGCGGCAGCCGCCGCCGCCGCGGCGCCUCCGGCCGGAGGACGGCGGCCCCGGCGCCGCCUCCACCUCGGCCGCCGCCGCAAUGGCGACCGUCGGGGAGCGCAGGCCCCUGCCCAGCCCAGAAGCGAUGCUGGGACAGUCGUGGAACCUGUGGGUCGAGGCUUCCAAACUUCCCGGGAAGGACGGCACGGAACUGGACGAAAGUUUCAAGGAGUUUGGGAAAAACCGCGAAGUCAUGGGGCUCUGUCGCGAAGACAUGCCAAUAUUUGGUCUGUGUCCAGCCCACGAUGAUUUCUACUUGGUGGUGUGUAACGACUGUAAUCAGGUUGUCAAACCGCAGGCAUUUCAAUCACAUUAUGAAAGAAGACAUAGCUCAUCCAGCAAGCCUUCUUUGGCCGUUCCUCCCACUUCAGUAUUUUCCUUCUUCCCUUCUCUGUCCAAAAGCAAAGGAGGCAGCGGAAGUGGAAGCAGCCGUUCUUCCAGUGGAGGUGUUCUAAGCGCAUCCUCAUUAAGUUCCAAGUUGCUGAAAUCACCCAAAGAGAAAUUGCAGCUCAGGGGGAACAGCAGGCCAAUGCAUCCCAUUCAGCAGAGUCGAGUCCCCCACGGUAGAAUCAUGACGCCCUCUGUCAAAGUGGAAAAGAUUCAUCCGAAGAUGGAUGGCACACUACUGAAAUCUGCAGUGGGGCCUACCUGUCCUGCUACUGUGAGUUCCUCAGUCAAGCCUGGCCUUAACUGCUCCUCAAUACCAAAGCCAACCUUGCCUUCACCUGGACAGAUUCUGAAUGGCAAAGGGCUUCCUGCACCAUCCACUCUGGAAAAGAAGUCUGAAGAUAAUUCCAACAACAGGAAAUUUUUAAAUAAGAGAUUAUCAGAAAGAGAGUUUGAUCCUGACAUACACUGUGGGGUCAUCGAUCUCGACACCAAGAAGCCCUGCACCCGCUCUUUGACAUGCAAGACACAUUCCUUAACUCAGCGGAGGGCUGUCCAGGGUAGAAGAAAACGAUUUGAUGUGUUAUUAGCCGAGCACAAAAACAAAACCAGGGAAAAGGAAUCGAUUCGCCAUCCGGACUCUCAGCAACCAACGCAGCCUCUCAGGGACCCGCAGCCCGCCCCUCCUAGACCUUCACAGGAGCCACACCAAAACUCUCACGGACUGAUUCCUUCUGAAUCAAAGCCUUUCGUAGCUAGUAAACCUAAACCUCACACCCCCAGUCUUCCAAGGCCUCCAGGCUGCCCUGCUCAGCAAGGUGGGAGUGCCCCCAUUGACCCUCCUCCAGUCCAUGAAUCUCCACACCCUCCCCUGCCUGCCACUGAGCCAGCUUCUCGGUUAUCCAGUGAGGAGGGAGAAGGCGAUGACAAAGAAGAGUCUGUUGAAAAACUGGACUGUCAUUAUUCAGGUCAUCAUCCUCAGCCAGCAUCUUUUUGCACAUUCGGGAGCCGGCAGAUUGGAAGAGGCUAUUACGUGUUUGACUCCAGGUGGAACCGGCUUCGCUGUGCCCUCAACCUCAUGGUGGAGAAGCAUCUGAACGCGCAGCUGUGGAAGAAAAUCCCACCCGUGCCCAGCACCACCCCACCCGUCUCCACACGUGUUCCUCACCGGACAAACUCUGUGCCGACAUCACAAUGUGGGGUCAGCUAUCUGGCAGCAGCCACUGUGUCUACAUCCCCAGUCCUGCUCUCGUCCACCUGCAUCUCCCCAAAUAGCAAAUCGGUACCAGCUCAUGGAACCACACUAAAUGCACAGCCCUCCACCUCUGGGGCAAUGGAUCCUGUGUGCAGUAUGCAAUCCAGACAAGUGUCCUCUUCAUCCUCGUCUCCCUCCACACCCUCUGGCCUUUCCUCAGUGCCCUCCUCCCCUAUGUCCAGGAAACCUCAGAAGUUGAAAUCCAGCAAGUCUUUAAGGCCCAAGGAGUCUUCUGGUAACAGCACUAACUGUCACAACGCCAGUAGCAGUACCAGCGGCGGCUCAGGAAAGAAACGCAAAAACAGCUCCCCAUUGUUAGUUCACUCUUCCUCCUCCUCCUCCUCGUCUUCUUCUCAUUCCAUGGAGUCUUUUAGGAAAAACUGUAUGGCACACUCUGUGCCUCCCUACCCCUCAACGAUAACAUCUUCCCAUGGCAUGGGCCUCAACUGUGUGGUAAAUAAGGCAAACUCUGUGAGCGUCCGGCACGACCAGUCAGGGAGGGGGCCCCCAGGUGGGAGCCCCGCUGAGUCCAUCAAGAGGAUGAGUGUGAUGGUGAACAGUGGCGACUCCACGCUCUCCCUCGGCCCAUUCAUCCACCAGUCCAGUGAGCUGUCCGUCAACUCCCACACCAAUUACUCACACUCUCACACUCCUCUAGACAGACUCAUAGGAAAGAAAAGGAAGUGCUCGCCUGGCUCAAGCAGCAUCAACAACAGCAGCAACAAACCUACAAAGGUUGCCAAAUUGCCAGCCAUGAACAACGUGCACAUGAAACACACAGGCGCCAGCCCAGGGGCACAGGGACUGACGCACAGUCCCCUUCUCCAUCAGCCAAAGGCACGUCCCUGACAGCAGAAAAUAGCGCGGGGAGGAAUAAUCUGGACACUUUUGACGACAAGUUACACCUCCACUCAGCACUAUGGACUCCACGAUGCCUUUGAGUCUGUUUUCCCAACCUCCUGUGGGCCUCGAGGGUAGAAAUCUGCCUGCCGGGCUGUUGUUGUAACGAGGAUUUCCCUGAAGCUAUGUCUGUAGCAGUGAGUACUUGUAAAGGACACUGGAUCAAGUUCAGCCACCGAAUUGCUUUUAUCAGUGUUAAAGUGGUCUGGACUGCUUGCUACCAAUCUGUGAGAAGUUGUUGCUUUGAUUUUUAACUUGUAGUAAAUUAUGGAGCCACUCUUUGAGUAGAUUGGCUGGGCGAAAGAAUGUCUUGGCAAGAGCAUUACUGUAGACUUUUCUCCCUCCUCCCCCUUCCCGUCCCAGUUCUUACCUUACACUGUCUUCUGUAGGUCACCCUACAGCAAUUAGGUACCCCAUCUGGAGACACCUUCCAGAGGAGAGCAGAGCUGCACCAUGAGCAACCCUCCAGAGAAGCAAUGAGUUGUUAGGUUUUUAGAGCAAUAUUCUGGGAAUGGAAUAUGGACGGUAGCACGAGGCACCAUGACAAAAUAGCUUGUAUUUUUCCCCAGCCUUUUGCAAGUAAUUUGGGGCAAGACGGUGUCAAAAGUUUCUGACUUACAAACUGGUUUAAAGCCAUCGAUGCCCAGAGAGCAAGUCUACCACAUUUUAGAGGCUUACUUUUCAUGGUACAAAAGCAAUUCUGUGUGAUUUUUUUUUUCUUUUAAGAAAAUGCAAAUGCAAACUAGUUUUGAUAACGGAAAGCCAAAUUUUAGUUGGGGGGAGGGAGGUGGAUAAAAUCAGUAUGGGGGAAAUGUUUUUCCACAAUUUCCAAAGAGAUGGAAUUUUUUAUCCUUUAAGUUUUCGUGUUACACAUUACACAGUACGGCAGAUUGGCUUGGUUGCCCUGCCCAGUCUCCUCUAUUUUUAAAAAAAUGCCUUUGUAAAGUGAAGUUAUUAGGAUGCAGCAGAAACUGUCAUUCACUAAGUCAUUAAGAUACUUCAUGUUUCCAGGGCACUGUGUGCAUUACCCUCAGUUUCUGUGGCUACCGUCCUGGGACUCAGUGUACACUUCUGCUUUCAGCACUCCCCGUAUCGUGUGUGUGUGUGUGUGCACUCCUCUUCCUCUCCAUACGUUCAUUUGGAUGCCCCUGGGUGGGGAGUAGGCACCCAGGGAGGGGCGUAGGCAAACAUGAUGUGAUGCAGAUGUUUCCCCAACAAACCCUCCUUUCUGGGGAUUAAUACCAGCCAUUUUUCUGAGAGAGUUUUGGAGUCCCUCGAAGUUAUUUAUUUAUUAUUAUUAUUUUAUUAUUAUUAUUAUUAUUAUUCAAAUACCCCAUCCCAAAAGAAAGAGCUUACUGUGUUAAAACAUCAUUGCUUGAGAAGGUAUCAUUGAAUUUGGGGGAUGAGCUGGGGCAUUUUAACUGGUGAUUCCAUGAUCAUAGCUCCUGAAAUAAGAACCCAGGCACUUUUACUUAGAACACACAAAGUUGCUGAACAUCACAGGGUAAAUUUCCCCAGGCUCCGAUCAUUGCUCUGGGCAGGGCCUGGACCAAGCCAAUGAGUGCAUCCUUUUUUUCCCUACAAUUCUUGGGUUACAAACUUUAGUUUCAGGGAAUUUCAAGUCAACAAGUAGAAUGAAUAAAUACUUGGUUACCAGCCUAAUAAUGUGAAUUGCUACAGAAUUAUUCUUAUUAUGUAAGGCAACAAAAACUUUAUGCAGAUACUUUAGAUAUAAAUUGUUGUAAAAUAUUGAUUUUUUUUAAAGGAAGGGGAGAAGUGUAUCUUGUUCACUUAUUAUGCAAUCAGUAAAUAUUUUUUAAAAAUGAUACUAUAGGAGAGCUUAGUAAGGAGAGCGCAUGGAUGGGCCAGUUUGGUGUAGUUAAGGAGAAAUCAGCCUGGUUGUUCCAUCCCAGUGGAGGGAGAGAAGGAAGUAAGAGGGAAUCAGAACGUACUUUGUUGAUUCCUUGGUGACAAGUGCAAUGGGGUUUGGGUAGAAUUUAUUUUCAGAGCCAAGGGGACUUGAUGGAUAUAAAGUUGCUUUUAGCGAUGGAAUUUAUAGACAGAUCAUGUUGUUCCGAAAGAUGUGAAUAGGAUCCACGAUAGCAAGUUGAUUCAGAAUUAUGUAGAUAUUUAGAUACGCGAGUGUUGAUCAUUUGAUUUCUUAGACUGAGGUUUUAAUUGAAUUUCACUAUGUCUCCCGGGAGAACACAGGUCAUCGGGACUAGGAAAUUAGCCAUUUUGGAUUCUGCUUGCCACAAACAGACCUAUUCUAAACAGUGCUAUUGAAUUUUAGACUGUUCAAAUAUUUUAUUUUCUCCUACAACUACUUUUUAUUAUAAUGAACAAUUAAGACCAUUUAAAACACGGGAGUACAAGUAUUUUUUUGAAUUAAAUUAACUUGCGAAAACCAAAUUUGCAGUGGUUGGGUUGUUUCUAGACAGACUUUGGUAUCAAUUUAAAACCAAGAUAAUUUUUAUAUUCUUUCCAAUAGAAUUUCAUGACAACUCCUGCAGUUUUCUUAACCUACAAAAAAAAAAAAAGUGCUGCAUUGAUGAACAAAGAAUUCUACAAAACCUACUUUUGUAUCUUUAUUUUGGAAUUUCUUGUUCUAUUAUAAAUAUGGAAGUAUCCCUAUUUCAGAAGACAUAUUUUGUUAAAAAUGAAUUGUACAUAUUUAAAUAUGUAUUUUUGCACAGGUCUUUUUUUCUGAUAUCCUGUUUUGGUACAAUUGAGAUCAUCUAGUAUUUAUUUAUUAAUUAAUAAAAGUAAAUACCUUUUUAUAAUUUGAAGUGGUUCACUGCCAAGCCAAUAGUUCUAGAACCUGCCUCCUUUACAGUUUAAGGGAUGCCUCUGUUCUGUGAAAGUCUUUUUGUCCCUUUUCAUGUCUCGGGAGCGGAUUCAUGCCGAUUAAGUGGGCAUUGCUUCUCUAGUUGCCUGAUUCCCGAUAGACUACAUGUAACAAAGUGACACACUGCUUUUCUUUUGUUCGUGUUUUAUGUGUGAGUGUGAGUGCGCCCGCGUGCCUGUGCGUUUGGAUGUGUACACUCUGAGCACAUGUGUGUUCAUGUGUGAUGUGGUUUAAAACUAACGGGAAAAACUGAAAGUGCCUGAACCUAGUUUUAAGCUUCGACAGAUUCUUUAAAAAGACUUGAAUGUUCAGUUCAACUUUUGGAGUUUGCUUUUUCCACCUAAAUAUUGUUUCUAAAAUCUUAGUGGAGGAGAUGAAAACCACCAAUGCUGGUAAUUUUAAGAGGUGUUUUAAAAUUAAGGCCUUUUGGUUCACAGUAAUUGAACUGGUGAUGGAUUGCCUGGUGGCACCAAGGGUUACAAAUCUUUUUUGUCAGCCAGCAACUUACACAAUAUGUCCGUUUUGUUAUUCACUCAUGAAAUACAGAGUUUAAAUAGAAUAUUUAAAAGAUUUUAUAUUCCAAAAAUAUAAUACAAAGUACCUCUGAGAACAUUGAAAAAUGUAUAAUUUGAAAAAUGUAACUUAUUAAAGGCAGCUGUCUUCCUGCAAGAGUUCUGUUGCCAAGGAAUUUCUUACUAUCUCAUUCUGUCCGGGGCCGGGGGGGUGGGGGGACUUUGGAAAAUGAUUGUUAAAGUUUCGUUGUUUAGCAGAAAAAUAAUCAUUUUUACAUUUUGUGCAAAACAUUCUACAUUUUCAGAUCAUUUAAAUGAGCACUACAUACUGUCAGUGUGAAUGUAGGGCCUUGAAAAGCAUUUUGCUGUUUUGUUUUUGUUUUUGUUUUUUUGAGCUUGGUUAUAAAAGCAAUCUCCUGUGUUAAAAUGUGUGAAUAGUUUGAUAAUUUGUACACAUAAUCAAGAGCAUCUCAGCUGGACUUUGUGUUGGCUGCUGUAUAGAACAUGAACAAAUGUCAAGGGAUAGAAAAUUACUUUGGAUAUUUAAAAGAGAAGAAAUAUAUAGUCUAUUUGUUUUGUAACAAGUUUCUGUAAAUAAAAUAAUUUAUACUAUUUAUAAGAAAAGGUUGUGCUUUGCUUUAUGAGAAAUUAGUUUGUGGAACAAACAUGUUACUAAAUGGGCAAUAAAAUUAGGACUUCUCAAUAAAUGAGGUUGGCUGCAUGAAAUAUUUU
This is a messenger RNA of Nyctereutes procyonoides (raccoon dog), 7008 nucleotides long. RefSeq names its product ataxin 7 (gene ATXN7). The transcript has 13 exons. The record is from RefSeq and is a predicted model, not a curated record. NCBI's taxonomy places the organism in Eukaryota, Metazoa, Chordata, Mammalia, Carnivora, Canidae. The coding region runs from base 190 to 2865 and encodes 891 amino acids.